ACACAUCUCAUUCUCCUUGGAUCGAAUUGUGUGUGCAACCAUGGUGAACAAAACCACCAACUCUGCAUCCAAACAUCAAAAACAACAUGGAGAGGCGACAAAAGAUGCUGCUAGAAGAACCUUGAAGACCAAGAUUAAACAGUUGACAAAUCAAGUCCAUGCGAGGCGAGAGAAAUCAAUUAAAGAGAAAGUUCAAAGGCAUUCGGAAAAUCUUAAGCCUUUGUUUUCAAAGGUCAACUCGAUAAUUUCAAGGAGGGGGACUUUGCAAAAUAAGGAAAAGGUCAAUAUGCUUUCCUCAAGAAUUAACAAGCCAAUUUGCAAGCAUAGUGGUUUCCCUAAAGGUUUGGUAGGGAAAGAUUGCAUCAACAAAUUGGAUAUUGCACUUGCAAAUGAAAUUAGGAUUCCAUACCUUGAAAAAUUACCACCAUAUACAACUUGGGUGUAUCUAACCAGAAAUAUAAGAAUGGCUAAAGAUCAAUCUGUCAUAGGAAAAAGACAGAUUUACUACGACAAAAUUGGUGGUGAAAUAAUGAUAUGCAGUGAUAGUGAGGAAGAGAUGGUAAAUCUUAAAAAUGACAAACAUGACUUUACUGAGGCUGAAGACCUAAUUUUGCGGAUGACACUUGAGGAAUAUGAGUCUACUGAAGAGGUAUUGAUUAUCGUUAAAGAGUUUGUUAAAACUACUGAUUCACAAAUUCAGGAAAGGUAUGAAAAACUCAAGGAAAAGCAUAUGGGGAGUCUAGACAAUCAUUCUGAAGAUUGUCAUUGUAAAGGAUGCAAGUGUCACCUUGAAAUAUGUUUGGAGAAAAGCUUGAGUGCUACUUUAGAAUCUUUUGAUAACCUUUUUUGUCGUCAGUGUCUGAUCUUUGAUUGUCCUAUGCAUGCCACUUCUCAACCUGUAAUGUAUCAUAGUGAAAAGCAGCAAGUGUGGUCAGAACAUGAAGGUGAUAGGCAACCAUGUAGUGACCAAUGCUACCUCUUGGAUAAAAGAAUCAAUCCAAUAGAAGGAUGCCAUGAAUCUCUAAAAAGUCUUGUUGAACAUACUUCAAAGAAAUUAAUAGUUUCUGGUAGCUUCGGCCACGGUGAGCGGGACAAGGGAGUUGUGGAAGGACAAAAAGAUAUCCAACUGUCCAAUUCAACGAAAGUGCAAGCCAAUGAGAUGACAAAUAACUCAGAUUGGAAACAUCUAGAGAAAGAUUUAUAUUUGAAGGGAGUAAAAUUGUUUGGAAAAAAUAGUUGCCUUAUAGCCCACAACUUGCUUCCUGGGUUUAAGACUUGCUUAGAAGUAGCUAGGUACAUGCUUGCUAGUGGAGAAUCAAUGCCUCAUGAAUCCAUACCAAGUUCAAUCACUAACAGAAAUGAUAAGAUUAAUGAAGAUUGCAUAGACCAAGAAAUUCCAUCAAGAUCAUCGCCACGAAAAAAGUUAAAAACUAGGAAGUUUAGUUUUUCUCAAAAAUCUAUUGCCCUCUCACCUAGAUGGAAAAGAGUUGGUUAUGGAAAAGACAAUUGCAAUAAGCAAUAUACUCCUUGUGGGUGUCAGGGAAUAUGCACACAAGAAUGUUCUUGUCUUCGUAAGGGAACUUACUGUGAAAAAUAUUGUGGGUGUUCAAAGCUAUGUGAUAGUCGGUUCAAAGGAUGCUAUUGUGUUAAGGGUCAAUGUAGAAGCGAACUAUGCCUAUGCUUUGCAUCAAACCGUGAAUGUGACCCAGAUGUUUGUCAAAAUUGUUGGGUUAGUUGCAAUGAUGGUUCAUCAGGGGAGCCACCUCGACAUGAAGAUGGUCAAUGUGAAAAUAUGAAUCUUCUUCUAGGAAAAAAAGAGAGGAUUCUUUUGUCAAAGUCAAAUGUUGCAGGAUGGGGAGCUUUCGCAAAGAACCCAAUUAUAAAAAAUAUUUGUUUGGGAGAGUAUACGGGUGAACUAAUUACCCACAAAGAAGCAGAGAAACGUGGAAAACUAUAUGAUCAUAUAAACAAUUCAUAUCUUUUUAACAUCAAUGAUCAGGCAAGUGUAUCUAUCAACUUCAUAUUCUCUUAACUUGUACAUGUUCUUGCACUUUUCUCAAGCACUUGAGAGCAUUCUGACAAUUUACACGUUCAAAUUAUAUAAGAUGUAAAACCUAGUAGCUAUUAGUUAAUGUCUCCAGCAUAUAGAUAAUAUUUUCCCUUGAUUUAUAUAUGUUUCCUUAUUUUGUUAGAAAUUAAUGAAUUAGAAUAAAGAUAUGAAUUGUCUUAUUGGUUGUAUAGUUGACUUUGAAACAUAUAAUUAUCAUUUGAAAUAUAUGACUUGAGGAGCCUUGAGUUGACGUCUUUGGUCUCCCAUUCAUUAUAGUUUAGCUUAAUCUUAACUAGUGUUUUCAAAAUCAAGCAAGUUAUUGACUAGUCUGAGAACUAGGACACUGAAUGAACCACAUGAAUCAAUAUUUAUUAAACAUUUUGAAUUUUAUAGUUCAAUUUUUAUAUAUAAAUUAAAAUUUUCAUUAAUAUAACCAAAUGUAUGGGUUGGUUUGAUGGCUCCAAUGUUUUUAACAUUGCAAAGGACUAGAAUUCAAGUCCCUAAAAGCUUAAAAAUUUAAUUUUCUUAACAUUGGUGAGAACUGGAUUGAUCCGAUUUACAUCAAGUUGCUAAUAAACUGACUGAAUCAUAAGCCAAAUGACAUGGAAUGUCCAUAUGAUAUUGAGAAAUUGAGGAAAUGCAUUGUUGAUGAUAGAGUUUACAUAUUCCUCGUUGGACAAAUUUGCAAAACUACUAAUUUUUUUAUUAUUAUUUUUGUUAACUUUCUUGAAUUUACUUCCUGUCAUCUUUUUCUUGGAAAGUAUAAUAUAUCGUGAUAUGAAAACAACGAUUUUAAGGUUUUUCAUGCCUAUCUGCCCUCAACUUACUAUAUGACUUUUCAUAGUGGGUUAUUGAUGCGCGUCGCUUUGGGAAUAAGUUAAAAUUUACAAACCACUCAUUAGAACCCAACUGUUAUGCAAAGGUGAUGUUGGUUGGAGGAGAUCAUCGGGUUGGCAUAUUUGCCAAGGAAAACAUUAAAGCCGGCGAUGAACUUUUCUAUCAUUAUUACUAUCAUGAAAAAUGCACACCACCAUGGGCUCUUCCACCAAAAGAAAAGGCUUCUAAGGCACAUGAAUUAAAUGUUUCUCAAGGCAUGGCAAAGAAACAUCUGUCUGAUUAAUGAAAUCUAGCAAAGGAACCAAGGCUUCGCUAAUUCCAAGGUUGAAAGUUUGACUAACUCCAAGCCAAUAUGUCAACAGUAAGGUCUUCGUUACUCUACUAAUACCCCAUGCAUCAAUGACGAGAGAUCUAAGGCUUGAUAUAGCCCAUCCAAUCAAGCAUGCCAACUAAGUUCUCAAUCAAGAUUUUGUAUCAAAGACCCAAGGUGGAAAAAAUGGUGUUGAUAUGAUUGAUAUGCUAGUUAUACGUGUUUAUGCUCACACCAGAUUAAUUUCAA
This is a messenger RNA of Glycine soja, 3446 nucleotides long. RefSeq names its product histone-lysine N-methyltransferase EZA1-like. The record is from RefSeq and is a predicted model, not a curated record. The transcript is spliced from 17 exons. Lineage: Eukaryota; Viridiplantae; Streptophyta; Magnoliopsida; Fabales; Fabaceae. The coding region runs from base 41 to 2032 and encodes 663 amino acids. Gene Ontology annotation, biological process: chromatin remodeling. Gene Ontology annotation, molecular function: histone methyltransferase activity.